This is a messenger RNA of Exophiala spinifera, 1260 nucleotides long. RefSeq lists its product as uncharacterized. The record is from RefSeq and is a predicted model, not a curated record. Gene Ontology annotation, biological process: positive regulation of catalytic activity. Bases 1 to 1260 code for a protein of 419 amino acids. The transcript is spliced from 2 exons. Lineage: Eukaryota; Fungi; Ascomycota; Eurotiomycetes; Chaetothyriales; Herpotrichiellaceae. Gene Ontology annotation, cellular component: cell periphery; fungal-type vacuole.
AUGGCAGAACAAGGAUUCCCAUGGACUGCUCCGCCGCGGGAUUUGCAGAAGGAAGAGCCGUUUCCAGGAAGCAAUAACCCGAGCACCUCGGAGACUUCACAGCAGGCGAUUGUCGGAGAUGCCGAGAACAGGAUCAGCACCACUGAUCAUCAGCCUCAACCCAGGAGAACCAGCAAUUCGCAAGGCAAACGCCGCAACGGCUCUGUCAAAGGCCCGCCCCGUGUAAUCCCAAACAUCCCUCACACUGCAACUGAUUCUUCGACGACCAGAGCCAUCCAGAAACCGGCCACGCCGCUCCCGGUCCGGACUAUCCCACCUUGGGUGCGAGAUGCCGAAGAAAGCGACCUUGACGACCCUCAGGUUCAGGCACUUGACUCUCCCGAUGCUGCCCUCGUCGCACAUCACAAUCACAGCCCGGCCACCAACACACAUGGCAGGCAUCCACGUCGCAACGGCCAUGUGACAAGUUCAGGACAUGUUCGACCCGAGCGAACGUCGAGAUGGGUUUCCUUUGCACGAGCAAGUGCAUAUCCGCGGGAGACAUUCGAUGGGGAAAAGGUGGACACUGAGUAUCUCAACGAACAUUUCACCGACUACUCCACGCCCUGGUUGGCUGGCCACGAGGACGACCCCGAAGAUGGGAGCAGCCGGUAUCGUGCGUUCCGUCGCAAGAGGAAGAUAUGGUACAAGCGGGCACAAUUUACCAUCCUACGCAACCCUUUUAUACCACUCGCUUUCAGGUUAACCAACUUUGUCUUUGCGUUCGUGGCACUGGGCUUGGGAACCUCAAUCUACCAUUCAACGAACCGAAUUGUGGAUUGCAUCGAUCAAAACCCACGAGACGAAUCCUGCCGGGAGCUCGUCGGCGAUUCCGCGACAAAUUACUAUCAAGAUCCUUCCGGGCUCAUGGCCCUGAUCGUCGAUGCCAUAGCGGUGGCUUACACUGUAUACAUCACCUACGAUGAGUACUUCUCCAAACCGCUCGGCCUACGACCGGCUCGAGCCAAGGUACGGCUGGUCCUCCUUGAUCUCUUCUUCGUCGUCUUUCAAUCAGCAAACCUUGCCCUGAGUUUUGAGUCCUUGGCCGUCGAUCAAGGCGCCUGCAAAGUCGGGGAAGUCCCAGAAACGUCGCCCAAAUUUGACUCCGUGUGCGACAAAGAAGUCGCGCUGAGUGCUGUUCUACUGGUGUCCUUGACAGCGUGGUUGAUGACCUUUUCCAUCAGCGUUUUAAGGUAUGUUUUCACGCAUGUUAAUGUGUAG